UCUGGGCUACAGAGGGGUAGACGGCAGUCAGACCAGGACCAUGGAGCUCAGCGUCCUGUUGCUCCUCGCCGUUCUCACGGGCCUCUUGAUUCUCCUGUUCAGGGGCCACCCAAAGGACCAUGGCCACCUCCCACCAGGCCCACGUCCUCUGCCCUUCCUGGGCAACCUUCUGCAGAUGAACAGAAAAGGCCUGGUCAAAUCUAUCCUGCAGCUCCGAGAGAAAUAUGGAGACGUCUUCACCAUGUACCUGGGGCCGAGGCCUGUGGUCAUGUUGUGUGGAACAGAUACCAUACGGGAGGCCCUGGUGGACCAAGGCGAGACUUUUGCUGGCCGGGGAACAAUUGCUGUCCUGGAUGCUGUCUUCCAGGAAAAUGAUGUGAACUUUUCUGAUGUGGCACGCUGGAAGGUCCUUCGGAGAUUCACUUUGGCCACCUUGAGGGACUUUGGGAUGGGAAAGCGGAGCGUGGAGGAGCGGAUUCAGGAGGAGGCGCAGUGUCUGGUGCAGGAGCUGCGGAAAUCCAAGGGAGGCCUUGUGGAUCCCCUGUUCCUGUUCCAGUCUGUCACUGCCAACAUCAUCUGCUCCAUUGUCUUUGGAAAACGCUUUGACUACAAAGAUCGCCAGUUCCUGAGGCUACUGAAUCUGUUCUAUGAGAUCUUUGAACUCCUCAGCUGCCUUUCCAGCCAGUUGUUUCAGCUCUACUCCAGCAUCCUGAAACACUUUCCUGGACCACACAGGGAAAUUUACAGAAAGUUCCAGGAAAUCAUCACCUUCAUUGGCCACAGUGUGGAGAAACACCGUGAAACCCUGGACCCCAACGCCCCCAGAGACUUCAUUGAUACCUUCCUGCUCCGCAUGGAGAAAGAGAAGUCUGACCAAAACACUGAGUUCCACCACAACAACCUCAUCAUGACCUUGGUUUCACUGUUCUUUGCUGGCACAGAGACCACCAGCACAACUCUCCGCUAUGGCUUCCUCUUUCUGCUCAAAUACCCCAAUAUCACAGCAAGGGUCCACGAGGAAAUUGAACAGGUGAUUGGCUCACACCGCCCACCAGCUUUGGAUGACCGAACCAAGAUGCCAUACACCGAGGCAGUCCUCUGUGAGAUUCAGAGAUUUGCAGACCUCUCACCUAUUGGUGUGCCCCACGUGGUCACCAAAGACGCUCACUUCCGAGGGUUCAUCAUCCCCAAGAACACUGAAAUAUACCCAAUUCUGACCACUGCUCUCCAUGACCCACGUCACUUUGAAAACCCAUACAUCUUCAAACCUGAUCACUUUCUGGAUGCCAAGGGGGCAGUGAAGAAGACUGAAGCUUUUAUGCCCUUCUCCAUAGGGAAGCGUAUUUGCCUUGGAGAAGGUAUCGCCCGUGCUGAAUUGUUCCUCUUCUUCACCACCAUCCUUCAGAACUUCUCCAUUUCCAGCCCAGUGGCUCCUGAGGACAUUGACUUCACACCCCAAGACAUUGGCUUGAGCAAAGUACCCCCAAAAUACCAGGUUCGGUUUGUGCCCCGCAUGGAAGAAUGAGAAAAGAGGAAGAAAGGAUUUCAGGGUCAUUAAGCACCUUAACUCUAAAGAAUGGCCCUCACUUCCUGCCUCUGCGAAUCCAGUUCUGAAUCAGCAUCCUUCCCCCUACCUGAUUGCUACUCCAUGCAAAAGUAAUUGUUGUGAUCUUCAUUCCAUACUGCUGAGGUUCUUCCAAAGCUCUGUGCUGCGUUUCUUUUCUGUGUGAAUAAAGUUACAUAAGUUAGAGCUGAAUCAACAA
Messenger RNA from Fukomys damarensis (Damara mole-rat), 1763 nucleotides. Its product is annotated as cytochrome P450 2B4. Bases 41 to 1525 code for a protein of 494 amino acids. The record is from RefSeq and is a predicted model, not a curated record. Gene Ontology annotation, molecular function: heme binding; oxidoreductase activity, acting on paired donors, with incorporation or reduction of molecular oxygen, reduced flavin or flavoprotein as one donor, and incorporation of one atom of oxygen; iron ion binding. Gene Ontology annotation, biological process: xenobiotic metabolic process. The transcript has 9 exons. Gene Ontology annotation, cellular component: intracellular membrane-bounded organelle; cytoplasm. NCBI's taxonomy places the organism in Eukaryota, Metazoa, Chordata, Mammalia, Rodentia, Bathyergidae.